AUGCCUUUCGAUGGGUAUUUAACGACCCCAAAGGCAGCACCUGCCUUGGAUGUCCCUUUAUCCAGUACAUCUGUCCAGGUUCGCGUUAUUGACACCACUUCUCGUUUGUCAGCUCCUGCCUCGAUGAUCCUCGAGCCAGCAAUACCUGGUCAUGACACUUUGCACUGUCCAGCUUAUUCAUUCCUCAUCGAGCAUCCCUCAGGACGAAGACUUCUUUACGAUCUUGGCACCCGCAGGGACUGGCAAAUGCUGUCACCCAUGGUGCAAGGUCUGUUGAAACAACAUGAUUUACACAUAGAAGUAGAGAAGAACGUGGCUGAGAUACUUGAAGAGGGUGGCGUUGCUGUGAGCAACGGCGCCAUUGAAGCGCUCAUCUGGAGCCAUUGGCAUUACGACCAUAUUGGGGACCCAAGCACUUUUCCGGCUAGCACAGCGCUUAUUGUCGGUCCAGGGUUUAAACAGGCCUUUCUGCCAGGCUAUCCGGAAGGCAGCAGCUCGGUAAUUUUACAGUCUGAUUACGAAGGUCGCGAACUCAGGGAGCUCAUUUUUGAGCCAUCGGCUGCUCGAAUCGGCGGACUGCAGUACCACGACCAUUUUGGAGACGGCAGCUUCUAUAUAUUAAAUGCUCCUGGACACGCGAUAGGCCACCUUUGUGCCCUGGCUCGCGUCAGUACUGGGGAGCAUGGGCAACAGGGCCAAGAUAGUUUCAUUUUCAUGGGGGGAGACACAUGUCAUCACGGUGGUGAAUUUCGACCUACCGAGUAUCUGCCUCUACCGAAAACGCUUGAUCCAUCUCCAAUGUCAGGGGCGCGAAUGAGUGUUUGCCCCGGAGCAUGGUUGCAAGAGAUUCACCACGAGAAGAAGUCCAAUGAGCCCUUUUAUCGAGUGAAACAGGGAUUCUCUUACCAUGCAGAGGACUGCGAGCGAACUAUUGCCAAGAUGAGCGAGUUUGAUGCUGCAGAUAAUGUGCUCGUCAUAAUAGCGCAUGAUACUUCUCUACUAGAGGAAGGAUUUCCCAUGUUUCCUGACUUCGCGAAUGACUGGUUGAGCAAUGACUUUGCAAGGAAAUUACGCUGGUGUUUUGUGAAAGAUUUCCAAAAAGCAAUAGAAGGAACCCGGAAUGUUUGA
Molecule: messenger RNA, 1128 nt
Organism: Exophiala bonariae
Lineage: Eukaryota; Fungi; Ascomycota; Eurotiomycetes; Chaetothyriales; Herpotrichiellaceae
Exons: 2
Coding region: 1-1128 (375 amino acids)
Source: RefSeq, a predicted model, not a curated record